Messenger RNA from Periophthalmus magnuspinnatus, 1849 nucleotides. RefSeq names its product fibroblast growth factor 8a (gene fgf8a). Lineage: Eukaryota; Metazoa; Chordata; Actinopteri; Gobiiformes; Gobiidae. The transcript has 5 exons. Gene Ontology annotation, molecular function: type 2 fibroblast growth factor receptor binding; growth factor activity; type 1 fibroblast growth factor receptor binding. Bases 557 to 1201 code for a protein of 214 amino acids. The record is from RefSeq and is a predicted model, not a curated record. Gene Ontology annotation, biological process: positive regulation of cell population proliferation; positive regulation of gene expression; regulation of cell migration. Gene Ontology annotation, cellular component: cytoplasm.
ACAACAUAGUGAGUAAAGGUAAAUAGCUAUGCACAGUGCGCACCAAACGAGUAGAGCGCUGAUGGGACGUAGUGGUUUCCCAGUGGCUGCUGAAGGGGUGCCAGUAUGGUUAAUGGAGUUUAUUGAUGCUAGACUAAUUAAUGUCUGAUUUAAAGUGAUUCUGGCCUUGCGCGCACGGCUCACUCUGCACCACAGGUAAAGAGCAUUUGAGAGGUCAGGGGAGGGCCGGAGGGUGGGGGUGUCUGCUUUUGUUCUACAGAAAAAGGGGGCCUGUUCUUGGUGCUGCGACCUGCCAUUUUAACCGGGGGUGUGAAUCUGACGCGGGAUAGAUGUGAGAGAACAGAGACGAGUGCGCACCAAGGAGUGAUAGAGCAGACAGUGCAGGCAAACAGUGCACGGACUACGGCUAUUGGACACGGGUCGGACUGGGACUGGGAUACAGUGAUGGAUUGUGGAACACGGAACAGGUCCUGAUCGGACAGUCCUGGGGCUUUUCUGUCGGGAUUUUGAAUUUGUGGGAAGUUUAAUUGCGUCUACAGCGGCUCAGAAGGAGCGCAUGAUGAUGGUCCCUGCGUAUAGUUUUCGGCAUCUGUUGGUGCAUUUCCUGACAUUCUGCUAUUACGCACAGGUAACCAAUCAGUCCCCGCCUAAUUUCACGCAGCACGUGAGUGAGCAGAGCCGGGUGACGGACCGCGUGAGCCGCAGACUCAUUCGCAUGUAUCAGCUCUACAGUCGCACCAGUGGCAAGCAUGUGCAGGUCCUGCCCAACAAGAAGAUCAACGCUAUGGCUGAGGACGGAGACGUUCACGCAAAACUUAUAGUGGAGACUGACACAUUUGGCAGCCGAGUCAGAAUCAAGGGAGCAGAAACGGGCUUCUACAUCUGCAUGAACAAGAAGGGCAAACUCAUUGGCAAGAAAAAUGGCCAGGGUCGUGACUGCAUCUUCACUGAGAUUGUUUUGGAGAACAACUACACAGCGCUGAAGAAUGCAUGCUAUGAAAGCUGGUAUAUGGCAUUCACGCGGAGAGGUCGGCCUCGCAAAGGCUCCCAAACCAGGCAGCACCAACGUGAAGUCCACUUCAUGAAGAGACUCCCCAAAGGGCAUCAGCACCCACAGCCUGUCCACCACCGACCCUUUGACUUCAUCCACUACCCCUUCAACACCAGGACUAAACGCACGCGAUACUCAUUCGAGCACUGACACCAAAGACUAUCUCCCCUCUUCACACAGGCCUUUCUACUGAGGAUCAACUUUUACACUGUAGCUUUUCUACUAAUGCUUUGUCAGAGGUGUAAGUAACACUAAAGAAUUAUAUUUUUGUAUUUUGGACAGAUUUUUGCUCUGAGACCAAAGAUGGACAUGUGCACACUGUUCAGUAGUAUCAGGGACGUGUUGACAGUUGUGCUGCAGCAGACUCAAAGGGCUCUGUGCAGGUUCAUAUUGUUCUCUCAAAGUGCGGCACUUGGUCUCAGUCUAAGGUGCACGCUGCAGCCUUUACUUUUGUAUAACAAACCACUGCUUAGUUACAUCAUUGACCACUGAUGUAUCCACUACAUUGGAGCUAAUGUAGUGCACUCAAAGUAUUCCAUUAUUGUAACUGUUUAAAUGUUUGAAUGAGGACUACAUGUACUGAUAAAGAAGUGAAAACCGAGCACACGGGUGGCAAGCUCAUUAUGAACUAUUUUGGCAGCUAAACAAACCUUACCCCCUUUGUGUGUCACUGUGUGUAUGUUGUUUUAUACAUAUAAAAUAUAUUUUUGAUUUGAAAAGUUGUAAAAUUAUGUAUGAAAUAUUUAUUUAUAAUGUGUAAAAUGUACAAUAGAAAAGUGAAAUUAAAUUCUUGUUUGA